AUGGCAAACGAUACCGAGUCCGUCGAGAUGCCCGAGGCGCCAGUCGUGCCCAACACGGAGGCUGCUGCCCCGGCGGUGCCGCCAGCCGUCAACCGGUCCUUCAAGUCCUUCAAGCGCAAGUAUGGCAAGCAGAAGAUCAAGUUCGAGGCCGUGAUGAAGGACAGCACAGCGCUCGCGCGUGAGGAGAUGCGGAUCCACGACCUGUCGAAGCGUCUGAGAGAACAGAACGACCAGCUGCUUGAACUGCUGCUCGAACUCAACAAUACGGUGCACAUCCCCCGGUCGCUCCGGUACAAUCUCAGCAGGGAGGAAGAGGACUCGCAGCUACAGACAACCAUAUCCGAACAGCCAGACUCCAUCCCUAUCGUCGAAUGCGAUGCCCAGACGGCCCGCGCAAAGCUCGACGAGGCCAAACAGAAGCUUUUGGCCGGUGAGAUGACCGCAGACGAGUGCAAAGCGCUCGAGCUGUCCAUGCUGAAAAGCAACACCUUUGCGCCAACGACUGGCAUUACUUCGCUUCUGAAGAAUGUACCGCAUACCACCCAGCCGCCCGAUGAUGCUCCAGACGGCGACCUUGAUGCUGCUCUUGGUUUCAUUCAUCCCGAGGACGAUGUGGACUAUCUCAUCCCUAGCGAACCGCGACGCAUAGACCUUACCAAUGCUCGCUCAACCAGUAAACAUCUCCCAGUAGCAGACAGGGAUAAAGCACUGCUCAUCCGCAACCCGUCAUCGGUCUACAACUGGCUACGCAAGCAUAAGCCCCAGGUCUUCGCCCAUGAUCCCGCCGAAGCCCCCGCUGCUGGCGCCAGCUCCGCCCAUGCAGGUGCAGGUGGAACUGCUCAGUCUGACAAACCAGGUGCAGCACCACGAUCAAGCUCUACUCGCUCCAAACGAGCGUCAGCUCAGGUGCACAAGGAAGAAGAGGUAUACGAUGAAGACGGCGUGUUGGUUGACACCGCAGAGCCCACUGCCCACACCGGAGGUGGAGGCGGCAGGUCCAAGAGGAAGCGAGAGGAAGACGGCAUGUAUCAUCCCAAGGGCGGGAACCGUGGGAGGAAAAAGAGAGACGAGAAACGGGCCAAAAGACCGUCUACGGCGUCCACUGCUGCAGCCGCUUCAUAG
This is a messenger RNA of Nannizzia gypsea CBS 118893, 1122 nucleotides long. RefSeq lists its product as hypothetical. The record is from RefSeq and is a predicted model, not a curated record. Lineage: Eukaryota; Fungi; Ascomycota; Eurotiomycetes; Onygenales; Arthrodermataceae. Gene Ontology annotation, cellular component: Ino80 complex; nucleus. The coding region runs from base 1 to 1122 and encodes 373 amino acids. Gene Ontology annotation, biological process: chromatin remodeling. The transcript has 3 exons.